Pseudovirgaria hyperparasitica is the source of this 2106-nucleotide messenger RNA. RefSeq lists its product as uncharacterized. Gene Ontology annotation, molecular function: RNA polymerase II C-terminal domain phosphoserine binding. Gene Ontology annotation, cellular component: nucleus; Cdc73/Paf1 complex. Gene Ontology annotation, biological process: transcription elongation by RNA polymerase II; positive regulation of transcription elongation by RNA polymerase II. The transcript has 3 exons. NCBI's taxonomy places the organism in Eukaryota, Fungi, Ascomycota, Dothideomycetes, Acrospermales, Acrospermaceae. The record is from RefSeq and is a predicted model, not a curated record. The coding region runs from base 208 to 1644 and encodes 478 amino acids.
CUCGCGAGCUCUUAAGUAUAUAUAAUACUGUCACUCACCUCAACUGCGGAGUCAGCACUUGUCGUGUGUUCAGCUUAAACUCUACUCCAUCUCCCUAUCCUCACAACCUCUUUCUCUACGAAGUUGCUGCAAAGCUUUUCCCAGGAAUACACUUGCGCGUUCCUCCAACCAUCGCGACUACCUCGCGUCUACAUUCCAGCAGCAGCCAUGAGCGACUCCGGAGAUAACCAUGAUCUAGCUCAGUCAGUUGAGGCUGGAAACAAUAUUGAAGACGGCAAUGUUCAGCAGUCUCACGGGGCUGAAGAUGGUACCGCACUGGACAACAGCGAAGACGACAUAGGCAACGACGAGGAUCUGUUCGGCGAUGAUGAUGAUGGGAACGACGAAAUCGCAGCUUCUUCCAAUAACAUAGUCGAGACUCAGGACGUUGAUUCUCCAGACGACGACCUGCACAAAUACGCUCGCGGCGGAAGUGAGGAGAGCCCGCAGGAUGAAAACGAGGAGAUCCAACAAGCAGUCAUCGAAUUGCAACUACCACGCCACAAGAUACCAGAGGGCCAUGAUCAAGAGCUCUACCUCUUGAAAGUUGCCCGCUUCCUUGCAAUGCAACAUGCUGCUUGGGAUCAUCUGCGCUUCCAGCCUCCGACGACAGAUCACCAUUCGGCCGGUCCGCCUUCGGAUACCUUCUCCGCCUACAACACCGCCAUGACAACUAUACGAUGGCGUGUCUCACCUUCGGACAGGAAAGAGCUACAGUCCAACGCACGUCUUUUGCGGUGGUCGGAUGGGUCGUUGACUCUUCAGCUAGCUUCCGAUCCGCUGAAUCAAUACGAGAUCGAAGGCAACGCUCUAGCACCUCCACAGCGCAAUCCUCCCAAGCCGACACCUACUAGCCUGAAGGGCAUUAAGGGCAAGACAGCAGCAACUGGUUACAACGUCAAUCAGGACUCAUUUACUUACCUGGUUUCUCCUUACUUGUCUCAGGGAGUCAUGCGCACGACCAACAAAAUCACUGCGGGCCUUACCAUCCAACCGACGGCAAACACUGUAGACGAAGCUCGCGAGAAGUUAGAGAAGAACAUCGCAAUGCACGGCAAGGGAGAGUUUGGACUUGGUGCCAGCAUGAAGGUUGAGAAUAUCGGAGAAGAUCCAGAGAUGGAGAAGCGCAGGGCCGAAGCUGCGGAGAGAGAGAAGACCAAGAUGGCGAGGUCUAGAGAGAAGCAGGUCAUACGGGAGCAAGAACGCUCAAACCGCCGAUUUCAACAGUCUGGUAUUGGUCGGUCGAAUUUGGGCCUGUCGGUUGGUGGACUGGAGGGUGAAGGUCGUUCGAGUGGCAAGGGCGCAAGCCGAGCCAAGCCCAGAAGGAGACGCGACGACUACAGCGACGAUGAGGAAUAUGGCGGUCGACGAUACACCAAGGAGGACGACUAUGACGAGGAAGAUGACUUUAUCGCAGGCAGUGAUGAAGAGGAAGAGGUCGCCGAUGACGAUGAUCCAGACGAUGGUAUCAUGGAUCGAGCCUCGCCGAAAAGGUCGCGUGCCGGCAAGGACCAAGCCGACGAUGAAGAUGAUGACGAAGUCACCACAACUUCGAGGCACAAGAGACGGCGCGUAGUGGAUGAGGAUGAUGAUGAUGAUGAGUAGGAAUUGGCAGACGUAUUGUAGACCAGGCCAAGGAUCAAAUGGGCUUCAGUUGCUCUGAAUAUUAUAGCAUAGUACGUAUGGCGUUUCGAAAUCAGAGUGGGUUGAUAUUGCCAAGAUACCUCGACUAUCCUGCCACAAGUUUGAGUAGGCAUCCCGACAGACACGGACAUAUCUGCUCUUAAGAAGCGGAAGAUGCACACUGUACAUAACAUAUCGCGAGAUGCAAAACAUAAUGUAAAACAUCUGCUGUCGAUAUUGGGAGCGUCUCCCGCGUGGCGCACAUACCUUUGUGCAUGUCUUGCCCUGCCCAGCUCUACUAUGACGUACGAAGCGAUGUGUAAGUAGGCAUUGAAUGUAACACACUGUACCACUGGACGACAGUAUAUGUGAGUAGCAUGGAGAAAUCCUAGACUGUAGACUACUAAAAGCCUGAGGUAGGUGGCAUUGGGUUGAUAUUACGAC